AUGGCCUCCGCUGCCUCCUCACCCGACGUGUCGGCUGAGCAUGAGCUCGAUAAUAUGGCGGAUAGGAAGCCGAGCUUGCCGGUGGAGGAGGAUAUUAUGCAGUUGGCGAGGUUGGGCGAGAUUGGAGCGAUUCAGAAGCUGUUUGAUGGGGGGAAGUUCGAUGCGACAUAUAAAGAUGACCAGGGCAUAACGCCACUACACUGGGCGGCUAUCAACAACCAUUAUGCCCUCUGCCACUACCUCAUACAAGCCGGUGCACCGAUUAAUGCGAAAGGCGGUGAUGCGGUAGCUACACCCGUCCUAUGGGCAGCAAAGCGCUGCAAUUAUUACAUUGUGAACCUCCUCCUCGAUCACGGCGCCGACCCCCUUCUCACCGACGACCAAGGCUUCAACCUGCUGCAUUCGGCGACUCUCGACGGCAACGUCUACCAGCUAGUCUUGCUCCUACACCAGGACAUACCCGUGGAUAUACCAGAUCCGCAGUCGCACACCCCGCUCAUGUGGGCAGCAUACAAGGGCUAUCCGUCUUGCGUGGAUUUGUUCUUGCGCUGGGGCGCAAAUGUGUAUGCGACAGACGACCAGGGCUUCACGGGCUUGCACUGGGCACUAGUCAAGGGAUCGCAAGAGUCCAUACAGAAGCUCCUCGAGUACGGCGCGGACCGGUUUGCGAAGAAUAAUGACGGCAAGACACCGGCUAUGACAGCGGAAGAGAUGAAUACCACGCGGCAAUGGCAUCGCGCAUUGUCUCAAGCCGGCUUCGAUAAGGAGGGUAACCCGAAGCAUUUUCCCGUCCCUGGAGUCAAGGAUACGAGGUGGUUCCUGUCGCGCUUUAUAUUCUUCUGGCCGUUUGCGAUCAUCUUGAAUGCGCUGUUUUUGCUCAGCUAUUUCCCGUCGUUUAUUGGCAUUCCGGCGGCGUUGAUAAGUUCAUACUUGAUGCAGUGGGCAGCGCAAAAGCUGUUGAUGUGGGCGCCGUCGAAUAUGAGGUCGAUACAUCAUACUCCCUUUCUUGCUGGUAUAUUUGCUGGCACGCUUUUCUGGGUCGGCUUCCGUUGGAUAACGACCAUCCUACCAUGGACGAUACGAGGCAACUUCUUCCUCAACCUAAUGUUUGCAAUGUUUUACGGCCUCACGGGUUAUUUCUACUUCUUCACCAUGACAUCUGAUCCUGGCUUUGUGCCCAAGUCCGCGAGCAGGAGCGCUUCCAAGGCGGUGAUCGACGAACUUAUGGAGCUACGACAGUUUGACGAAAAGCACUUUUGUGUUAAUUACCUUGAGAAUCGCGACACACCAAAGCAUGUUCAGUGCACCAUCAUUUCCGAGGACCUGUGCAAGAUCUACAACAAAGACCCAUACACGAUCGUACUAUCGAUAUGGGCUGCCUUUCAAUUGACCUGGGUGACGAUGCUCGCAUGCGUGCAACUACUCCAGGUAGCUCGUAACCUCACCACAUACGAAAGCAUGCGUGGCCACUUACACAGUCAUACACCCGCCGAUGCAAUUAACACCUUCGUCACCACCGGUGAUACUUCGCAAGAUAUUACGGGCGCUGGUGAUAGUUCCAGCACUAAUGGCUUUGGCUCCGGACAAGACACCGGCGAUGCUCCACGUCGACCACAGCCCAAGUCUUCCAUCUGGGAUCAAUGGAAACGCCUUCUCGGUCUGGAUACCUUUGUCGCAACCGCACUGCAAGGGUCUCAAGCAGGACAACGGCAGCAGAGAGGCAAUCCAUGGAGUCGAGGUAUUGUCACGAAUUGCAAGGAUUUCUUCUGUGAUGGCAGCCCCGUAUUUGGACGGAAAGAAGGAGGUUAUGCGAGGUUAGCUGGCGACAGAGUCGACUAUACACGAUUGUACGAAGUACCGAAGAUGAAGUACGCGAGAAGUGGUGCGGAGCCGAUGGCGGGAGGUAUGAGAGCGUUGCGGCGGAGGAGGACGCAGCAUAGGCACAGUAAUAAUGAGACCAACCUUUCACUUCACACCUUCAACGUUCCCACAUGCCAGACACUCGAAUUGCUUUGCCUCUCUUUGUCGCGCGUGAUACCCCUUGAGCGUUAUUUUGUCGCAUGGGCUGGCUCUUUCUGCAGCUCCACAUAUUUCUUCGAAUAUGACAUCAUCCGACGCAAUUCGAGGGUUGCGGACCCUUUCGCGACAUGCUACACCGAGGCGAAUCACACCAAGUGGGAGAGGGUUGACAGCGGAGGCAAGACGGUCGAUAUGUUUGGAUUGCAGGAAAAGCAUAAGAGCUGGAAGAGAAUGUCAGAGCACGUGCUCCGCUUCCAGCUGUGGCUGCGUGGUCCGGCCCAGGCGCAUACAGAGGGUAUGCGCAAGCGGCGCAUGAGCAUCAUCAAAAAUCUGGAAGAUCUCCAUGUCAUGCUUGCAUCGUGGACACAACCGACCGUUCGUCAACCUACGAUCGAGUCUUUACAACCACCCAAGAAGUCCUUCUUCUCCUUCAUGUCGUCUUCGCAACCAGCAGCGGCUGCGUUACCACCGAUAGAUCCGAAUCUACCCAAGGGCAUAUACAUGUACGGAGACGUGGGUUCUGGCAAGACCAUGAUGAUGGACCUUUUCUUCGACACUCUCCCACCAAAUAUCACACACAAGACUAGGAUACACUUCCAUGCCUUCAUGCAAAGCGUGCACAAAGAACUCCACAAGAUGAAAAUGCUGCACGGCAACGACAUCGACGCGAUCCCCUUCGUCGCAGCCGGCAUCGCAGAACGCGCCUCCGUCCUCUGCUUCGACGAAUUCCAAUGCACCGAUGUCGCAGACGCCAUGAUCCUCCGCCGCCUCAUGGAAUCCCUCAUGGCCCACGGCACUGUCAUAGUAACAACCUCCAACCGCCACCCAAACGACCUCUACAAAAACGGCAUCCAACGAGAAUCCUUCAUCCCCUGCAUCAACCUCCUAAAAUCCCGACUCACAGUCCUAAACCUCGACUCGGAUACCGACUACCGCAAGAUUCCCCGCCCACCAUCUGGCGUGUAUCACCAUCCCCUCGACGCAUCUGCGAAGACGCAUGUAGAGCGUUGGUUCCGCUUCCUCGGCGACUUCGAAAACGACCCGCCCCACCGCGCAACCCACCAAGUCUGGGGCCGCGAGAUCGAAGUGCCCAAGGCGAGCGGGAAAUGCGCGUGGUUCACGUUCGACGAGAUCAUCGGCCGGGCAACCGGCGCGGCGGAUUAUCUCGAGCUGACGAGGAAUUACGAGGCGUUCAUCGUGACAGACGUACCUGGCAUGAAUUUCCGGAGCAGGGAUCUCGCGAGGCGGUUUAUUACAUUUAUUGAUGCAAUUUACGAAUCGAGGGCGAAGCUUGUUAUGACGACCGCUGUCCCGCUAACUGCCCUCUUCCUCGACCAAUCCGAACUCAACGACGCAGUCACCGCGUCUGCGAAAGCUGGCGCGAUACCGAAAUCUACAUCCUCUCCCGAUUCAACCACUACCACGCCCACUUCCUCCGCCACUAAGCACGACGAAGAAGCCAUUUCGGAUGUUAUGCGCAACCUGAUGGAUGAUUUGGGCAUGAACAUGACUAUGCUGAAGAACAGCAGUAUAUUCAGCGGUGAUGAAGAGAGGUUUGCGUUUGCCAGGGCGCUGAGUCGGCUGAGUGAGAUGGGGAGUCAGGAGUGGGUGGAGCGGGGGUUGGGGAUGGAGAAGAGGGGUGGCAAGGGAGAGAUGGAGGGGUGGAUGAGGGUGAGGAGUCGGUGGAGGGAGGAUAGUAUGUGA
This is a messenger RNA of Parastagonospora nodorum SN15, 3723 nucleotides long. RefSeq lists its product as hypothetical. Gene Ontology annotation, cellular component: cytoplasm; mitochondrion. Bases 1 to 3723 code for a protein of 1240 amino acids. The record is from RefSeq and is a predicted model, not a curated record. Gene Ontology annotation, molecular function: ATP binding; ATP hydrolysis activity; protein binding. The transcript has 10 exons. Gene Ontology annotation, biological process: protein quality control for misfolded or incompletely synthesized proteins. NCBI's taxonomy places the organism in Eukaryota, Fungi, Ascomycota, Dothideomycetes, Pleosporales, Phaeosphaeriaceae.